CUUUACCAAAUAUUAUUUAUUUUUAGAGACACAAUUCAUGAUAGCUCGAGAAUGGAACUGUUGUCCGUAGUAGUGAAGAAUGCGUCCGCGGCUAAUUUAUUGAAACGCGACUCAGAUUUGCUGAAAGCCCUUAUUACGGUCGGGGAAGAUUACAAAGUCAACUGUCAAGGAUCUUGGAAGGUUGUCAGUUAUAUUACGAGUACUGCCUAUGUAUUCCUUGUAUAAUAAGACGUAUGAGUGGAUGGAUUUCACUAGAUAGAAUUUACAUUUCAGAUGGUAGAAUGGGCGUCAGAGAUUUUGUUCCAUUUGGCAUCGCAUAUUGAAGGUAGUCAUUAAAUUAUUUGAAUAUACCUCUUGUUGUAAGAAUCAUACUUAAACCCUGACUUGUAACUUGUUGCUAUAAAUAAAAUAUUUGUAUUUGUAUGACGCAAAUUUUGUAGACUAGCUACAAGUAUACUACGUAUUUGAAAUAUGUAUUAUUUUUUAUUCAGGUGUGGAUAAUUCAAUACGAACAACUAUAAACAGAUCGGACUUUGACGUUGAUAUGAAUAUGUCUGAAAAAACUUUAGAUAGCGUCUCUGUGCCAUUUUUACUGAAACCAAACUGGGAUAAAGAUAAAUUCAGCAAUAUAUUCAAAAAUGCCACAAUUCAGCAUAAAGUAAAUGACUAUGAAUCGAAAUGCUCUAUGACCGAAAUAGAAGGUUUCCGUAAGCCUUUUAGCGAAGGGCACAUUGGUUUUAGUUCGAGCACAAUAGAUUUCGCACCCAAAUUUGUAUCGACUCCUAAAAGAAAGAUUACAACACCACGUGGAAUGCUAGUGGCUGGAUUGAGGGAAGAACUACUAAACAGGACAGAGCAAAAAACUAAUAAUGUUUCACAACGGGAGCCUUGUGAAAAGAAUACAGCUACACUUAUCAAGAACACGUUAUCAAAGAGCGCUCGAUUGUUAAACAUUGUGCACAAUUCUUGUGUAUCAAUGUAUCGUGCGUUGGGAAUUAUUUUCUGUCCAAAGCCAGCUGACACAAAAUCCAGAAGUCUUUGGAAGAAAAAGUUCAAAAUUGACGAGAAAACGAUGAAUAAGUUUACUAAAUAUUUGAAACAGAGUAUUACGCACCCUGAUACAAAAGUCAGUGAUCAUUUAAAAGUUCAAAAACAGGUCAAACGAAAAUUAGCUAUUAAGCAAAAAAUCCGAAAGAGCAUAGUAAAGCAACUUAAAAAUGGAAUGCAUUUAUAUGGUUGUAAUUUUAAGAAGAUUGCUCAAGCUAUGUGGCCGCACGAAAAGGAAAUGACACCCAAGGUGCUGUAUCAUAUUUACAGAAAAUAUAUACUCAAAUGAACGUUUGUUAACAAAGUUACUUUUUUUCCACAGUUUAUAAGACCGUAUUUUGAUUUAAAUGAUUUGAAAAUAUUUUUUUUUGUAUAAAAGUAUACAGUUCCAGAUUCGUCCCUUUUUGUCAUGUGUAUUAACUGCUAACGCAUAUAAGUCGGUAUUAUUUUUAGCAACCGUAGUAAUUCCCAUCAACUGUAUGCCGUCGGAAAAUUUAUUUCUGAAAUUUCGGACAAUUCUCAAUAUGUUUACGUAAAUAAAUUUUAUAUUCUAUUCCGAAAGAGGAAAUGUUAUUUUUCUUGUGAAAAUUCUCGAAUAAUUCUUAAAGCCUUUUUGGAAAAUGAAUAGAAUCAAGUGGAAUUGGCGAGCCAAUUUAAUUUUUUCGUCCACAUCAUCAGAUUAAUCUGACUGUCAAUAGUUUAAUCAGAUGGUCUGGACGCAGAAAAUGUACCGUCGGGACUGGCCUUAGAAGCGUCCAAUCAUUAGGCGUUUUUAAUUCGUAAAAAGUCUGAACAAAGUCUGUAAGAGCACUUAUUAUAGUUAUUAUGCUUACUGCAUAGAUAAACAGUUUAAUAAUAAUAAUAAAUAAUGGCCGUGCCACGCUCUAUUGGGAUCGAUCUAUCUAUCUAUCAUCACUGACAGGACUAUUGUUGCCAAUAAGCCUGACAUCGUGCUGAUAGACCGAUCGCAGCGCCGGACCGUGCUCGUCGACGUCACCAUCCCCCAUGACGAGAAUCUUGUGAAAGCCGAGGAGAAGGACAAGUCCAGUAAGUACCUAGACUUGGCUCACGAGAUUACUGCCAUGUGGGAUGUUGACUCGACGAUCAUUGUUCCGAUAGUCGUGUCAGCGAACGGUCUCAUAGCGAAGAGUCUCGACCAACACCUAGAGAGACUCUCGCUAGGUGGCUGGAUCAAGGGUCAGAUGCAGAAGGCAGUAAUUUUGGACACGGCGCGUAUAGUACGUCGGUUCUUCUCUCUGCGGCCCUGACCACCGGCAGCUUGGGCCCUGCCCCGCUGCUGGCGGCACCCUAGGUUAGGUUUUUUAUAAUGUUUUUAUAUCUUUUGUAAGUGUUUUUAUAUUUUACUUUUAUAUCCAUAUUACUUAUAAAAAAUCCUAACCUAAGAUAUUAAAUGAAUAAAGAGAAUAAUAAAUAUUAUAGGACAUUAGUACACAAUUUGACUAAGUCCCACAGUAAGCUCAAUAAGGCUUGUGUUGAGGGUACUUAGACAACGAUAUAUAUAAUAUAUAAAUACUUAAAUACAUAGAAAACAACCAUGACUCAGGAACAAAUAUCCAAGCUCAUCACACGAAUAAAUGCCCUUUCCAGGAUUUGAACCUGGGACCAUCGGCUUCGUAGGCAGGGUCACUACCCACUAGGCCAAACUGGUCGUCAAUCAGUUUAGAAUCUGUAAGCAGCUACAGCUGUAUGUAUUAAGGUAACAAUAAAUAAUAUGCUGAAGUAUUAAUAUUCAAUAAACAAUUAAUUUACAACAUAAUGUUUGUCUGUGAGGGUCAUACAUAUUUUUUAGCAAAUUCGUUCGAGUUUUUCCUUAAGUCAUCAUAAAGCCUUAGGGAACCUAAAGCAAAUUUUUAAGCGGCACCUUUACAGGCCGGUCACAUUUUUUCAGUACUUGAGACUCAAAUAAGAAAAGUUGUAAAAUAAAAACUAACAGAAAAAAACAUUUUUUAGGGUGGCCCUACGCCAAAAGUG
Messenger RNA from Cydia pomonella (codling moth), 3039 nucleotides. RefSeq lists its product as uncharacterized. Bases 545 to 1336 code for a protein of 263 amino acids. The transcript is spliced from 2 exons. The record is from RefSeq and is a predicted model, not a curated record. NCBI's taxonomy places the organism in Eukaryota, Metazoa, Arthropoda, Insecta, Lepidoptera, Tortricidae.